This is a messenger RNA of Morus notabilis, 1144 nucleotides long. RefSeq lists its product as uncharacterized. The transcript has 6 exons. NCBI's taxonomy places the organism in Eukaryota, Viridiplantae, Streptophyta, Magnoliopsida, Rosales, Moraceae. The coding region runs from base 104 to 919 and encodes 271 amino acids. The record is from RefSeq and is a predicted model, not a curated record.
UCAUGAUGAUCUGCGCCCGCACCCCAUUUCUUUCUCUACGCUCUUCACACUGUUCAAGAAAAUCAUUUCUCGACACGCAACCAAAAACUUGUCGUCGUUUGCCAUGGGCGGCCACGGAGCGAUAGAGGUGGCAAAGACCGUUGUGGAGGUCGCCGACGUCGCUUGGACCGCCAUGGAAUGCUGCCAACACCACCGCCACAAUCAUGACCACGAUGCCUCUGCCGACGCCGCUGACCACGCUUCUUCCGGCGACGAUUUGGAGUCUCUCCGAUCGGAGAAUCAGCGUCUCAGGAGCUUGCUUCAGCAGAAUCUCAAGCUCCUUCAGAGCCUCUCCGAUUCGCCUUCUUUGUUGAACGAUUGCCCUCCUGAUUUGUAUGCCCGUCUGGUCGCGACGGUUGACUCUGAGAACUUCUUGGCUCGUAUCAAAUCCCUCCAGCAAGCAUCUGCCAAGGGAACUGGGAAUCAGUUUCCUUUCAAGGUUGCCACAGGAACUGAUCUAGAGACAGCUGAAGUUCUUAUCAAUGUUGACCAAGAGGAACCGAGUUGGUGGGUAUGGGUGACAGAAGAAAUGGUUCCGAAUAAUGUUGAGGAACGGAGUGGAAUUGAUAAUGACAGUUAUGUAGUUGUCACUGAGGAGCAUGUUGUGGAUGGUGUUGCAAACUUUAUGGCAAAGUGCAUUAUCUCAAACCCGAAAGCUCAGAAUUUGACACCAGAGGAGCUGCAAAAGACAAUGGUUAAAGCAUUAGGUGGUGUGAACAAACUGGAGCAGAUAUUAGGAAUUUGGCAUGCUGGAAAAUUGUUUUAUGCCCUGGCCACAUGGGGACUUGCUCUGACAGGAUUGUACCAGAGUCGUGCAGUGCUGAAAGUUGCUGCAAAGGGUGUUCACGCAACAAGCAAAGUGGUUAUGAGGGCUCUUUGAAGAUUGCCGUUCCUCCACGGCAAACUACAGAGAUUGCAAUGUAACUACAUUUAUGCAACCUGGAUUUCCACAAACCAACCAAAUGUAUUCUUGUGCUCAAGUUCAGAAUGCUGUAAAUAUUUGUAAAUAACGCGUGGAUUUGUAUUACAACUGCUGCCACCUCUCAAAUGUAAUUUGUAUUGUCUUGUCCUUGUGGUAAUUUAAAACAUGUGUUUGCUUGAAAAA